ACAGGCAGUCAAACUUGCUGUCUCACUCUCAGUGCCUCUGGAGUCAAGUUGCUUCAAGAAGGGUUCUUCACAGAGCUGUUUCCAGGAUCUUUUGUUAGAUUCCUGCUUCAAAAGGUGAAAUGUCGACAGAAGUCCCAAACAUUAAACUGAAAAUUGAUCCUCAGGAUCUGCAGAUCCAGACGUUUACUGUGGAGAAACUACUGGAACCAUUGAUAAUUCAGGUUACAACACUAGUGAACUGUCCACAGAAUCCUUCUAGCAAGAAAAAGGGACGUUCCAAAAGAGCCCGUGUCUUGCUAGCUUCUGUGGAAGAAGCCACUUGGAAUCUAUUGGACAAGGGAGCAAAGAUUGCCAGGGAAGCAACUGUGUUUAAAGAGGAACUUCAUUCAGCGCUCCAUGAUGUCCGAAAAGAGAGUCAAGCCUUAAAAGUAUCAGCAGAGGAGUUUACCAGUGAUCCCUGCUACCUACCCAAGAGGCAAGCUGUUGUCCAAGCGGCACGGUCUCUGCUUGCAGCUGUCACGAGGCUUCUUAUUCUGGCAGAUAUGGUUGAUGUGGCAUACCUAUUGGAACAUUUAACUGUGUUUCAAAGAACAUUUGAAUCACUAAGAAAUGUAUCCAGUAAAGCUGAUCUACAGAAAACCUAUCAGAAGUUUCGAAAAGAUCUGGAAAAUCUUGAUUAUUUGGCAUACAAACGUCAACAGGAUUUGAAAUCUAGCAAUCAGCGAGAUGAAAUUGCUGCAGCACGUGCAAGUCUGAAGGAAAAUUCAUCUCUUCUACAUUCAGUAUGUUCAGCUUGUUUGGAACAUUCAGAUGUUGCAUCCCUUACAGCCAGCAAGGACUCAAUUUGUAAGGAAAUACAGCAUGCUCUCAAUGUAAUUUCUAAUGCUUCCCAAGGAGCUAGAAAUGAAAUGGGACAACCUACAUCUCACACAACUACUCUGGGAAGUGCCCUUGAUGAGCUUGAGAAUUUAAUCAUCCUGGAUCCUCUCGUAGUGAAUGAAGAGAAAAUAAGGCCAUCACUAGAGAAACGUUUGGAAGCUAUUAUUAGUGGAGCCGCUUUGCUAGCAGACUCUUCCUGCACGCGUGACUUUCAUCGAGAGCGCAUCAUUGCUGAGUGCAAUGCUAUCCGCCAAGCUCUUCAAGACCUGCUUUCUGAAUACAUGAAUAAUACUGACAAGAAAGGAAGAAGUAAUACCCUGAAUGUUGCAAUAGACAGUAUGUGCAAGAAGACAAGAGACCUUCGCAGACAGCUUCGUAAAGCCAUUAUAGAUCACAUCUCAGACUCCUUCUUAGAUACCACUGUUCCGCUUUUAGUUCUUAUUGAAGCUGCUAAAAAUGGAAGAGAAAAAGAAAUAAAGGAAUAUGCUGCUAUAUUUCGAGAACACACCAGCAGGCUUGUGGAGGUUGCUAAUCUUGCUUGUUCAUUGUCAACAAAUGAAGAUGGAAUGAAAAUUGUCCAAAUGGCAGCUAAUCACAUAGAGACUUUGUGCCCACAGGUUAUUAAUGCUGCUUUAGCUCUUGCGGCCAGACCAAAAAGUCAAGUUGUAAAAAACAACAUGGAGAUGUAUAGGAGUACGUGGGAGAAUCACAUCCAUGUUCUUACUGAAGCUGUGGAUGAUAUAACAAGCAUUGAUGAUUUUCUUGCUGUUUCAGAAAGCCACAUUCUAGAAGAUGUAAACAAGUGUAUCAUUGCAUUGAGAGAACAAAGUGCUGACAAUUUAGAUCGUGCAGCAGGUGCGAUCCGAGGGCGUGCUUCAAGAGUAGCUCAUAUUGUUUCGGGUGAGAUGGACAAUUAUGAGCCAGGGACUUACACUGAGGGAGUGAUGAAGAAUGUCCAGUAUCUGACGAAGACUGUGAUUCCGGAGUUUAUUAGUCAAGUAAAUAUUGCAUUGGAGAGCUUCAGCAACAACAAAAUGCAUCUGUUUGAUGAUAAUCAGUUUGUGGAUAUUUCUAAGAAGGUCUAUGAUACAAUUCAUAAUAUCAGAUGCUCAGUCAUGGUGAUUCGGACGCCUGAGGAGCUGGAAGAUGUAUCUGACCUCGAAGAAGACCAUGAUGCAUGUAGUCGUACAAGUAUUCAAACUGAGGGGAAAACUGACAGGGCAAAGAUGACUCAACUGCCAGAGGCUGAAAAGGAAAAGAUAGCUGAACAAGUGGCUGACUUCAAAAAAGUCAAGAGUAAACUUGAUGCAGAGAUUGAAAUAUGGGAUGAUACCAGCAAUGACAUCAUUGUUUUGGCCAAGAGGAUGUGUGUGAUUAUGAUGGAGAUGACUGACUUCACAAGGGGUAGAGGCCCAUUGAAGAACACAUCAGAUGUAAUUAAUGCAGCAAAAAUGAUUUCGGAGUCAGGAUCAAGGAUGGAUGUCUUAGCAAGACUGAUUGCCAAUCAGUGUCCAGACCAAUCAUGUAAACAGGACUUGUUGGCUUACCUAGAACAGAUCAAGCUGUACUCCCACCAGCUCAAAAUCUGCAGUCAAGUUAAAGCAGAAAUCCAGAAUCUGGGUGGAGAGCUCAUCAUGUCUGCUUUGGAUAGUGUCACUUCACUGAUUCAGGCUGCCAAAAAUUUAAUGAAUGCUGUGGUGCAGACAGUAAAGAUGUCCUAUAUUGCGUCCACAAAGAUUAUCAAGAUUCAGAGUCCUACUGGCCCACGACAUCCUGUUGUUAUGUGGAGAAUGAAAGCUCCUGAGAAGAAGCCCCUAAUUAAAAGAGAGAAGCCAGAAGAAAUCUAUGCAGCUGUCAGAAAAGGUUCUGCGAAGAAGAGAAUCCAUCCCGUUCAGGUCAUGAGUGAAUUCAGAGGCAGAGAAAUAGUCUGAAACUCUUCCACUUUUUGCAUUUCCUAUCAUGAAAUUCUAUUGGUUUUGCAUCUUUUUCUCCCCACUUAAUAAUUACAUAUGCUAAUGUUUUGCUUUUCCCUAAAUCUGUAUGUUUACACUUGCUUAAGUUAUUUCAAAAUGUUGUUGGAUUAAUAGCACACAGUUGAAAGAAAAAAAAACCCCUCAUUCUCUUGCAGUGACAAACUAUCACCAUGUCUUUGUACUAGCAUGUUUUCAGCUGUGCACUUUGCGUGAUACAUAUGGGACUGUGGUGUAACAAGGAUAGAUCUAGUUGGCUUUCAUGUAGUCGGAAGGCAGGAUGCCAUGUGCCAAACUGGGCCGAAGCUCCUACUGCACUCUCAAGGGUUAGGCGUUUCUUCUCCAGGGAUGAAUGUGGCUGAUACUGAAUUCUGUGUAUUUUACGACACACGGAUUUUUAAACACUGUGUUUAUUGGGUCAGAUCCCUAACCAGAAUCAUUACGCUGUGAUCAAAACAUCCAUGCUGGCUGAUGCUAGCUGAGGGUCUAGGCCUUCACUUUUAUCCAAACUGAAAGAGCUAAAGACUCCCCUCCGGCCUUAGGCACAAACGCAAGGGGAAAUGUAAGUUUGAGAAUGUUUGAUGGAACGAAAGUGUUAGAACAAUGUGGAUGCAAUAAUGUAAUCAGAAGCAUUGACUGCAACACAGCAGUAACAAUAGCUCCUUAAAAGGUUUUUUAAAAACAUUAACAUUAAUCUCUGUUCUGCUUGCCUGCCUAUUCUGUGAAUUCUAAUAAAUCUGAUUGAUUGAUUACUAUAUGGGGUGGUUUGGGUAAAUCAGAUAUUAACAAUAAAAACCUUUUUUCUAACCACAGUCCAAAAGAGCAAACAAAUUAUAUCAUUAUCCUGAGAUUAGUGUGUGAAAUAUAAAUAUACUUACCGUGCAUCUGAAAAAUGAUGAAAUUUUUUUGCAAGAUAGAGUGAAUUAAAUGACAUUUUGCCUAUGGCACUAGUGUCCCAAAUGCAGAACUGUGCCUUUUAGCAACUUGGUAAAUGAUUACAGUGUAUUUCAAAGUGCAUAACGAAGGUAAGGGCUAUCAGUAUGUAAUCACAACCAGCCUUCUGUAGAAUACUUACAGAAAGAAACCAUUUUUCUAGAUCUGUUUGAAUCCACCUGGAUGGAUUUUUUUUUAAAGCAGUGAACCUGUCUUCACUCCAUUUCGCUAGGUUUCCACAGAUGCCACUUGUUACUUAAAAUACUUUUCCCUGGCAAGCAAGCAGAUCCUUUGCUACAUUUCUGUAUUUGCUAAAGUCAAAGGAUUCCCUCAAAUGCCACAGCUUUAUGAUACAUAAUUGAUUGCCAUUAUGAGGAGGCUCCAGAAUAUGGGCUGCUGCUACGUGUCAUUUAAUAUCUUAUUUUGCCCAGCACUGGGCCUACCUAGAACAAUGUGGGCAGCAAAAAUACUCAUAACCUGUGUUUUUCCUCAUGUGGUCACCCUGUUUCUAUGCUUGGAGCAGUGGAGCAGUAUAAUUUCUAAGCUGUUGGUUAAGAAAGCCCAUGAAAUCUACAGUGAUCAUGCACCAAAGAUCUUACAGAUCACAAUUCCAUCUUCCCCAAAUUUCUCCAAAUUUACUAUCAGUUAAAUGAAACAAAACUAAGGAGAAAUUAGGAAAAUUAUUUACACCUCAAAAAAAAAUCAUCCUGUAUAUUUGCCUCGGGAUCUUAGUAGCAUAUAUAGUAGGUCUUUCUCUCUUACACCUACAGCUAACAGUCAAGUGGAGCAGGCAGAGGCAGUAAAGAGCAGGUCAUACCACCUACUGAAAAGUGGCAGAUUAAGCAGAGCUGAGAUAAAGAUGGUGCAUGGUAGAGAGCACAAGAGUGUACAGUACUGUCACAUCUUAAAGCCAGAAUCUCUAAGUAAUAUUUCAGGUUCUGGCCUUUUUGAUUACCCCUCCACAAAGGUUCAGAUCUCAAAGCCAGCAGGUGAGUUCACGUAAUCUUGGUUUUUGUGUGUGGGGGGGUUAUUCUCUUAAUAAAUCUUUGUGGCUCUGGGCUACACCUUUGAUAUAGGUCACCUUGCUAUCAAAUGUUUGUAAUUAAUGCCUUUUAUCACAUUGAAGAGAUCCCAUUAUUAAUAAAAAACAUGUGGUACACCAGUAGGAAGACAUGCCUGUCCCUCUUUUUUUGGUAUAUGUUUCCUUACUAGUCUCCAGCCUUAGUGAA
Messenger RNA from Dromaius novaehollandiae (emu), 5011 nucleotides. It is a transcript of the gene CTNNA3, whose product is annotated as catenin alpha 3. Gene Ontology annotation, biological process: cell migration; cell-cell adhesion. The transcript is spliced from 18 exons. The record is from RefSeq and is a predicted model, not a curated record. Lineage: Eukaryota; Metazoa; Chordata; Aves; Casuariiformes; Dromaiidae. Gene Ontology annotation, molecular function: cadherin binding; beta-catenin binding; actin filament binding. Gene Ontology annotation, cellular component: adherens junction; fascia adherens. Bases 120 to 2810 code for a protein of 896 amino acids.